AUGCAUUCCGAACCGCUCGGAGACGCAAAAGAAGCGGUGGUUUCUUCACACGACAUCUCCACCAGCCAUCAGCCUAGCCUUCGGUCAGCCGGCAACGAGGACGAGAAGAAAGCAAAUUUGGAGAUCAAUGCUGAUGAAGUUCCUACGUCUGACGAAGGCAGCAUUCGCGAUGAUGAGAACGAGGUGAUUAUCAUCACGGGAGCUGAUGCUGCGAAACAUCUUUUGCCUCUACGGGAUGAUGGUGAUCCAGCUUUGACCUUUCGUGGCAUGUUAUUGGCGACCGGACUUACAGGAUUCCAAGCCACGAUGUAUCAGAUCUACCAGUUCAAACCGACGCUGGUGACCAUUCAGGGGACGUUCCUGGUUCUUAUCGCCUAUUUCGCUGGACAAGCAUACGCGCAUUUCCUUCCUCGCGGCGACAAACUUGAAGCUCGCUGGAGGUUACGAGGCGGGCAGGGUGAAGUCCCUCGCUGGAUUCGAGCCAUCUCUUUCUUUAAUCAUGGAAAGUUUGGACUGAAAGAGCACGCCGUGUGUGUCAUCACUGCCACUGCCGCUUCUAAUGCCGCCCCAAGCUCCCAGGUCUUUGCCGCACAAGACCUAUUCUACAAUGUCCCGUUGUCUCCUACAACAGUCAUAUUGAGUACUCUGUCCAUCGGAUUGUUCGGCUACGGUCUUGCAGGGCUGUUACGUCCAAUCACGGUCUGGCACGUGGAUGCCGUAUAUUGGAGCACUCUCCCGGUUGUAAAGUCUCUCCAGGGACUCCACUGGCAACAGGUGAAGAACUCGAAACCACUUCGGUAUUUUUGGUACGCGUACGCCAGUAUGUGUGUCUGGGAGUGGUUCCCGGCUUACAUGUUUCCGUGGCUCAAUUCGGUGUCUAUUCCUUGUCUGGCUGCUUCCAAAGCUACCGGCAAGAAGGCCUCGAUCUUGACGAACUUGUUUGGUGGGGCGUCCAACAAUGAGGGCUUGGGAUGGUUCAGCUUGUCAUUCGACUGGCAAUAUAUCACUUCAUUUCAGACGUCACUUCCGCUGGUGUUCCAAGUACACCAGGGUGGAGGGCUGAUCAUCUGUGGCUUCAUCAUGUUGGGAAUCUACUACGGUAACGUGUGGGGAGCCAGCUCACUGCCAUUCAUGUCUACAAAACUCCUCACGCAAAACGGCACCGCUUAUCCCAUAUCAAGCGUCUUCACCGAGGGAGUACUCGACAGGGAAGCACUGCUGGAGACGGGAAUUCCCCGCUUAUCAGGAACAUUUGCGUACUCGAUGCUGAUGGCCAAUGUUGCGAUCGGUGCCUUGAUCGCUCAUUGCAUCUUCUUUUGGGGAGGUGACAUCGUCAGGACAUUCAAGAGCGCCAAAAAAGGCGUGUUCAACGAUCUUCAUCACGACCACAUGGACAAGACUUACAAGGAAGUACCGUGGUGGUGGUACGUCUGCUUGCUCAUCUUGAGCUUUGUCUUUGGCCUCWUCGUUGUMGUAAAAGAGAACAUCACGCUACCAUGGUGGGCGUACAUUGUAUCUCUGCUUCUCGGAUCAAUCAUUGCCCCUUUUAGUACCAUCCUUUACUCCCGAUUCGGUAACGGAAUCGCGACGAACAACCUCUCGAAGCUCAUGGCUGGCCUCAUUCUACCCGGACGACCAGUCGGCAAUAUGUAUUUCGCAGCCUGGUCACACAACACCAUUUCGGGCACGGUCCAACUUUCAAACGAUUUGAAGAUGGGCGAGUACCUCAAGAUUCCUGCGCGUAUCAUGUUCCUCACGCAGAUGUACGGCACCGUAGUCGGCGCUUUUGUCAACUAUGCUGUCAUGAUAAGCAUCGUCAAGAGCAAUCGUGACGUCCUAAUCAACACCAAUGGAAACGCCUCAUGGAGUGGCGCAACCAUCCAGUCAUACAACACCAACGCCACAUCCUGGGCACUCGCCGAAUUUCUCUACCGAUCAGGCAAGAUGUACGGCUUGGUCCCAUGGGGUCUCCUGAUUGGAUUUGGUCUUGUUGCCAUCCACCGUGCUCUCUAUUGGCUCAAACCCUCCGUUGGCCGCUUCAACCUUUCCGAUCUCRAUCUCCCCCAGCUCCUUCAGUACAUGGGCUACAUCCCCUACAAUCAAUCGCAGACUUGUAUCCUGCUCAGCUGGAUGAUCGCUGGAUUCUUCGUGCAAUUCUACCUUCGAAACUAUCGUCCUAGGAUCUUCCGGGACUACUCCUAUCUGGUCACGGGUGCUUUUGAUGGUGGCAGUCUUUCCGUGCUGUUCAUCUUAUCUUUUGCCGUGUUUGGGGCGGGGGGUCCUUCGAUACCUUUUCCUUCGUGGUGGGGGAAUAAUGUUAAUGGGUAUUAUGAUCACUGUCCGGUUGGCGAGUAG
Molecule: messenger RNA, 2355 nt
Organism: Ramularia collo-cygni
Lineage: Eukaryota; Fungi; Ascomycota; Dothideomycetes; Mycosphaerellales; Mycosphaerellaceae
Product: related to peptide transporter
Exons: 8
Coding region: 1-2355 (784 amino acids)
Biological process (GO): transmembrane transport
Molecular function (GO): oligopeptide transmembrane transporter activity
Source: RefSeq, a predicted model, not a curated record